GUCUACCGCUACUUUGCCUACGACUGUGCCGCCACCUUCCCCCACGUCCCCCGUGGGCCCCCGCGCCGUGUCGACGACGUCAUCUGCGAGUCCCGCUACUCUGACAUUGAGCCCUCCACCGAGGGGGAGGUGAUCUACCGGGUGCUGGACCCCUCCAUCCCCAUCCGGGACCCCUACAGCCCCGCCAUCCAGAACCUUCUCCGUGUCACUAACCUGCGGGUGAACCUCACCAAGCUGCACACACUGGGGGACAACCUGCUGGACACACGGCGGGAGAUCCGGGAGAAGUACUACUACGCGCUCUACGAGCUGGUGCUGCGAGGGAACUGCUUCUGCUACGGGCACGCCUCUGAGUGUGCCCCACUCAGCGGGGCCCCUGUCACCACCGAUGGCAUG
Molecule: messenger RNA, 396 nt
Organism: Leptosomus discolor (cuckoo roller)
Lineage: Eukaryota; Metazoa; Chordata; Aves; Leptosomiformes; Leptosomidae
Source: RefSeq, a predicted model, not a curated record